Molecule: messenger RNA, 1105 nt
Organism: Uloborus diversus
Lineage: Eukaryota; Metazoa; Arthropoda; Arachnida; Araneae; Uloboridae
Product: inhibitory POU protein-like
Exons: 2
Coding region: 92-1105 (337 amino acids)
Biological process (GO): regulation of transcription by RNA polymerase II
Molecular function (GO): RNA polymerase II cis-regulatory region sequence-specific DNA binding; DNA-binding transcription factor activity, RNA polymerase II-specific
Source: RefSeq, a predicted model, not a curated record
CGUUUUAGGCUUAGCAGUGGCUGGCACGAAUCUGGCAUUCCCAAAGCGGGAAGUGUGUUGUGAGGAAGAUUGGCUGAGUGUUUCUUCAGCCAUGAAUGUCAAGCAACACGUUCCCUUGCCACCCCCAAUUAACACGGGAACGGGAACGUGUUUCCCGGGCCGAUACUCCCCCACCUAUCGGAGUGCCGACCCCAUGAGAAGACACUGCAUGGGCAAUCCAGGGGGAAACCUCUUCCCGACGUUCGACGAUGGGCUCGUCGGACGGCCCGAUGGCCUGACGAUGGACAUCGGAAAGCACGGUCCAACUGGUGGACCAGGCCUGCACAUCAAGCACGACGUGAUGUAUGCUCACCACCCGGGCAUGGGCCCAGGCCACGCUGGGGCCAACACAAGACCUCACCAUACCCAGAUGGUUCAUUCUGGAAUGGACGCCAUGGACUUGCUCGACCCCAUAUGUCCUUCGUCCCUCCCUCCACUCUCGAUGCCAAGCGAGAGCAGUGCCGUCAGUUCCCAUCCUCAACUACAUGGACCCAUAUACUCACACGGUAUGAACACUAUGAUGGCCACUCAUCACCAUCCUCUUGCCCCACAUCCUUCCAUGGGCAUGCACGACGCUGACACCGAUCCUCGCGAGCUAGAAGCAUUUGCAGAGCGGUUCAAACAGCGGCGCAUCAAACUCGGCGUCACGCAGGCCGAUGUGGGCAAAGCCCUUGCCAAUCUCAAACUGCCCGGAGUGGGCUCGCUUUCUCAGAGUACAAUCUGCAGGUUUGAAUCCCUCACACUGUCCCACAACAAUAUGGUGGCCCUAAAACCUAUCCUGCAAGCUUGGCUCGAAGCGGCGGAAGCACAGGCCAAAAACAAGCGGCGAGAGCCCGACGGUCCAAGUGUUCUCCCCAGUGGUGAAAAGAAAAGAAAGCGAACGUCCAUAGCUGCUCCAGAGAAGCGAUCGCUCGAAGCCUACUUCGCUGUGCAACCCAGACCCUCAGGCGAAAAGAUUGCCGCGAUAGCAGAGAAAUUAGACCUCAAGAAAAACGUUGUUAGAGUUUGGUUCUGUAAUCAAAGGCAGAAACAGAAAAGAAUGAAAUAUUCGGCUCAGCAACAUUAG